Mauremys mutica (yellowpond turtle) is the source of this 15056-nucleotide messenger RNA. RefSeq names its product myosin phosphatase Rho interacting protein (gene MPRIP). Gene Ontology annotation, cellular component: actin cytoskeleton. Lineage: Eukaryota; Metazoa; Chordata; Testudines; Geoemydidae. The coding region runs from base 981 to 8333 and encodes 2450 amino acids. Gene Ontology annotation, biological process: actin filament organization. The record is from RefSeq and is a predicted model, not a curated record. The transcript is spliced from 24 exons. Gene Ontology annotation, molecular function: actin filament binding.
CCUCUUGCACUGGGCGCAGGGAAGCGGCGGUGGGUGCGUGCAGGGGGGGGCCCGGCUGCCUGGCCCCCCAGUGAAUGCAAUAAACAAUAAUCAUCCUUACAGGGGGAGAGAGAGGCGUUUCCCUCGGAGCAUGCAUCCAUGGGCGGACUGAGGCCGGGAGGCGGCGGCGGCGGCGGGGUCGGUGUUGCAAGAAGACCCCUUGGCAGCAGAUGGGAUUUGUGCCUUAUUUGAGGAUCUCCGGGGUAGUCCCUCUCCCCGGUUGUGCCGCUGUCGGGGGGAGAGGGAGGAGGAGGAGGUGGGGAGGAAGCUGCCUUGAUUAUUUUUGCUGCUGCUUUGCUUUCCCGGAUUCCCACACAGCGAGGCGGUUUUUUAAAUCUGGAUGAUUAUGCAUGGAAAAUCGCCCCCUCCCUGUGAAGAACCAACGCGUGCGGGCAGCCAGCUCCCCCUGAGCCUGCCUGCAAUUGUGCCUUAACUUGUGCAAGUGUGUGGGGAGGGGAGCGGAGCCGUUUUCCUUGCGUUUGCAUUCCCCCCCCCCCCCCGCCUUUGGAGGGGAAUCAGUGAUCAUCUGGGAUUUCCACCUCCAGCGAGUCAAUCCUGCCCCGACGGCUGGAUUUCCUCUCCUUGCAUGGGGAGAAGCGGCGAGCUGGUGGAGAACUCUCGGGCUUGGUUUUUAUGAUUAUUUGUGGGGGGGAGGGCCGUUGCUUUGAGCCCCAGCCCGGCUUGUGUGUGUGCCUUCUACGCUGCCCCCUCCCCCGCUGCCUGCCUUUGGAAAUUGGGAUGCCACCAACUGAGUUUCAGGCGACGCUGACACUUCGCUCCGUGGGCUCGUGAUCCUGGAAGUGGGUUGAGAAUAUUGCUGCACAACUCACCUGGACGGAAUUGUCAAUUCCUUCCCCCGUCACAGAACAGAAGCCUGGGGUCCAGUUUUGUGGCUAAACAAAAGUGGAGACAGCUGCCUGGUAUUGCAGGGCCACAAAACCAUGUCUGCUAAAGAGAACCCCUGCAGGAAAUUCCAAGCCAACAUUUUUAAUAAAAGCAAAUGUCAAAAUUGCUUUAAACCUCGGGAAUCCCAUUUGCUCAAUGAUGAAGAUUUAAACCAGGCAAAGCCCAUCUACGGCGGUUGGCUGCUGCUGGCACCAGAAGGGACGGACUUUGACAACCCUGUGCACCGUUCCCGGAAAUGGCAGCGCCGGUUCUUCAUCCUCUACGAACACGGUCUGCUGCGCUACGCCCUGGACGAGAUGCCCACGACCCUCCCCCAGGGCACCAUCAACAUGAACCAGUGCACGGAUGUUGUGGAUGGGGAGAGCCGGACGGGGCAGAAGUUCUCCUUGUGCAUCCUGACCCCCGAGAAAGAGCACUUCAUCCGAGCUGAGAACAAGGAGAUCAUCAGCGGGUGGCUGGAGAUGUUGAUCGUCUACCCGAGGACAAACAAGCAGAAUCAGAAGAAGAAGAGGAAGGUAGAGCCCCCAACCCCGCAGGAACCUGGCCCCGCUAAGAUGGCUGUGACCAGUAGCAACAUUCCUAAUGCAGAGAAGGUCCCCACUACCAAGUCCACACUCUGGCAAGAAGAAAUGAGGGGCAAAGAUCAACCAGAUGGGAGCAGUAGCAUCAGCCCAGCCCAGAGCCCCAUGCAGAGCCAGGCCAUGCCUGCCAGCUCCUUGAAGGAACCUGUGUUGGAAAGCAAAGAAGAUGAGAGCUCCAUGAAUGGCGACAGGAUAGACUGUGGGCGGAAGGCGCGUGUUGAGAGCGGUUACUUUUCCUUGGAGAAGACCAAGCAAGACUCGAAGUUAGAAGAGCAGCAGCUGCCACCUCCACCAUCCCCUCCCAGCCCCAGCACCCCGAACAACAGGUACAGUUACCCCAAAUCACCCUCCCAGGAGCACAGCCACCCCUUUCCUUCCCCAGGUAGCAGCUCAAACAACCGAAUGGUUUCCAGCUUCUCACUGAACUCCCUGGAUUCAAAGAGUACUUACCCCAUGUGCAAGGACUCCAGCUGCAGAGACGGGGGAAGGGGAGCAGAAAGAACGGACCUCUCCCUUUCCUUCAAAGCCAGUCGGCAGUACGCCACCCUGGCCGAUGUUCCCAAGGCCAUUAGGAUCAGUAACCGGGAGGCCUUCCAGGUGGAGAGGAAACGGCUGGAGCAGAGGACCCGGGCCCGCAGCCCUGGAAGGGAAGAGGUGGCCCGGCUCUUUGGUAACGAGAGAAGGCGGUCCCAGGUAAUUGAAAAAUUUGAGGCAUUAGAUAUAGAGAAUGCAGAGCAUAUGGAAACCAAUGCGUCCGCAGGCCCCUCUCUUUCCAGCGAGACACGUCAGGGCAGGAGCGAGAAGCGGGUUUUCCCCAGGAAACGGGACUUCACCUCUGAAACUGCAGCAGUAGGAGCCAUCCUGGAAGUCUCUGCUUCCCCUUUAUCUCCACACCGUAGAGCAAAAUCACUGGAUAGAAGAUCCACUGAGUCCUCCAUGACGCCGGACCUCCUGAACUUCAAGAAGGGAUGGCUGACGAAGCAAUACGAGGAUGGGCAGUGGAAGAAACACUGGUUUGUGCUGACGGAUCAGAGCCUGAGAUACUACAGGGAUUCCGUGGCAGAGGAGGCAGCUGAUUUGGAUGGAGAAAUUGAUUUGUCUACAUGCUAUGACGUCACGGAAUAUCCAGUUCAGCGAAACUAUGGCUUCCAGAUCCAUACUAAAGAAGGGGAAUUCACCCUCUCUGCCAUGACCUCUGGGAUUAGACGAAACUGGAUCCAGACGAUUAUGAAGCACGUUCGCCCCACUGCCGCUCCAGAUGUGACCAGCUCCUUGCCGGAAGAGAAAAGCAAAACCAGCUCUUCCUUUGAGACCUGUCCAAAGCCAAGUGAGAAGCAGGACUCUGACCAAGCUGAGAUGGAUCCUGAGCAGAAGCGGAGCCGUGCCCGGGAGCGCAGGCGAGAGGGGCGCUCCAAAACCUUUGACUGGGCCGAGUUCCGCCCCAUUCAGCAAGCCUUGGCACAGGAGAGAGCCAUUGCUGCAGAGUCCUCGAAGAGCAGCUCCACGGCCUUCCCCAGGGAACCCAGCGCUCCGGACACAGACCCCGGGGAGCUGGAACGGGAACGUGCUCGGCGGAGAGAGGAGAGGCGCAAGCGCUUUGAGAUGAUCGAUGCUGUUGAUGGGGCAGGCCCAGAGGACGUAUUGAGGAUGGAGGUGGACAGGAUCCCAGGCCUACCCAUCACAGGGGAGGUGAAGCCACAGAAUGUUCAUGUGGAGAUCGAGCAGCGAUGGCACCAGGUGGAGACGACCCCUCUGCGGGAGGAGAAGCAAAUCCCCAUCAUGCCCCUGCACCUGGCCCAACCAGAAGACAGAGACGACGGGAUCCACAAGCAGCAGCUAACCUCACUGCUGGAGAAGGAGUUGGAGCAGAGCCAGAAGGAGGCAUCAGACCUCCUCGAGCAGAACCGGGUCCUGCAGGGCCAACUGAAGGUGGCACUGGGCCGGGAGCAGAGUGCCAGGGAAGGCUACGUGUUGCAGACCGAGGUGGCAGCCUCACCAUCGGGUGCCUGGCAGAGGCUCCAUAAAGUUAAUCAAGACCUCCAAAGUGAGCUGGAAGCCCAAUGCCAGCGUCAGGAGCUGAUCAAUCAGCAGAUCCAGUCACUGAAACGUAGCUAUGGUGAGGCAAAGGAUGUGAUCCGGCACCAUGAAGCCGAGAUUCAGAGCCUUCAGGCAAGGCUCAGUAAUGCUGCAGCUGAGCUAUCCAUCAAAGAGCAAACUCUGGCCAAGCUUAAGAGUGACUUGAAGAGUGAGAAGGAGAAAGCCAAAGAGCAGCUGGAGGAGUGGCAACACAGCGAGACAACUCUGAGCUCCCAGUUAAAAGCCAGUGAGCAAAAGCUAAAAAAUGCAGAGGCGCUGCUGCUGGAAAAGACACAGGAGCUGAGGGAUCUUGAAAUGCAACAGGCAUUACAAAGGGACCACCAGAAAGAAGUGCAGCGGCUCCAGGACAGGAUUGCAGACCUGAGCAGGCAGCUGAACGCUAGUGAACAGACUCGGAUUCUAAUGGAGGAGAAGUUGCAGAAGAAUUAUGAGGCUUUGUUGGAAAGCUGUGAGAAGGAAAAGCAGGUUUUAAUACAGAGUCUGAAGGAGGUGGAGGAUAAGGCCAGCGAGUAUGAGAAUCAGCUUCAGAACAACGAGCAGCAGAUGGAAAUUCUUCAGAAAGAGAAACUGAACGCAAAAUUUGAAGGCAGCGAGAUUGUCCACCAGCUAGAGGAGCAACUGGAGAUGAAGGAGGCCAGCAUCCAGAAGCUUGCUGAGGACAUCAAGGAACUUGAAGGGGAGAGAGAUCAGAUCAAAUGUAGGUUCCAAGAGCUAAUGAAUCAGGUUGAAGAGUCAGAUAAUGAAGUUGCCAAGUUGCAAGCAAAGUUGAAAAUAGAGGAGACCAACUAUGAUAAGUUGGAGCAAUUGUAUGAGAAAGUAUCAGAUCAGUUCCAGAGCGUGCAAAAGGUGCUGGAAGAAAAAGAGGAAGAGCUGAGACACGUUAAGGAAAUGCACUUGAGAAUUGUUGAAAAGAAAGAUCAAGACCUCAAUGAGGCUUUGGUUAAAAUGGCAGCUUUGGGCAGCAGUUUAGAGGAAACAGAAGUAAGGCUACAGGUCAAAGAAGAUGUUUUAAAGAAGUUAGCUAAUGUGGACUCAGUACCGUGUGCUAAAGAGAGAGAAGACUUCUGCACUAAUCUUGAGGCUGAUGAAAGUCACAUUCCAGACAUGCCAGCUCCUGAGGGGCUUCCAGGUUUGAAUUAUGCACUAAAGGAGGCGGAUGCUGAACGUCCUGAGACCAACCAGCGACAGGCUGGUGAGCAUACCAUGUUGAAUGCGGAAGAACUUAGGUCUCUGUUGAAGUCUACAGAGCUUCAAGACAGAGAGCCACAACAGAAAGCCUUAGCGAAGCCUGAUAUAGGAACCCUAGGUGCCAAAAGGCAAAGAAUCCGCUUCUCAAACAUCCAGUGCCAAAAAUACAUCCAUUCAGAUGGGUCAGAGAAAAAUUGGACUAGUAGCACGUCUUCAGACACAAGCCAGGACAGAUCACUGUCUGAGGAAAGUAUGUCAUCAGAACCAGUUCUUGGUUACCCAGCCUCAGGAACCAGUGACUCUGAGACUUAUCUCUCAAUCAUCCAUUCCCUGGAAACCAAACUUUACAUCACGGAGGAAAAGCUCAAAGAUGUGUCCAUGAAGCUUGAAAGCCAGCAAGGCCAUAACCAGGAAACCUUGAUAGCCCUCCACCAUCAGUGGGCCAGCACAGAGUCCCAGCUUAGGGAACAGCUCCAAGCUAGCUUAUCCGAAGUUGGUGCUCUGGUUUCACAGCUGGAAAAUGAGAGACAGGAAAAGUUCAGAAUGAUAAAAAAUCAUGUCAAUGAGCUGGGAGACUUCCAAGUGAAAAAUGAUCAAACCCUGAUCUGUUUAGAAAAAUGCAGAGAACAGCUAAGGGCUUUACCCAAAUCUGACAAGGAGAAAGAGAGAGAUUUGUUUCUUACCACUCUGUCCAGCAUGGAAACCACCUUGUCAAAUGCAAUCCAGGUCUUGCAAGGGACACCCAUCUCCUCUGAUUAUCAGCAGAGUGAAAGCUGCGUGGCUCAAACUCCAGCUGCAGAAGAGAGUUUGCUGGAGGAACAGAAACUCAUUUCCCAGCAGCAGCAAGUUGAAAUGUCUGAUGGAGACCAGUUAAGAUUGCUUUCUGAGAGGAUAGCAUUUGAGGCCUCCCUGAUCAACCAAAUAGCAGAAUCUUUGAAAAAUGCAAGCUCAGAGAUUUCCCAGAUUCUCAGAGAGAUUCAUGGGACAGCUGAGGUGGUUUUUUUAGAGCCGGCAAAUGUGUCACACACAGCAAUUGCCUUGGCCAACAUCUUAUCUAAGAAGCUGCUACUGGAAGGUGAAUUUUGGAGCCAGGUGGAAGAAUUGAGAAAGCACUUGGGCACCAGAGAAGAGGCGGUAGAAAGCAAAACAGAAGCAGUUAGUUUUAGUUUUCCCCAAUGCCUUGUCCAAACAGUAGCUGAUGCUACAUUGAUCAGGGCAGAACUUGGUUUUGUUGCACAGAAGAUGCGAGAGUCUUUUCAUCAGAGGUUAAAAACAAUUGAAGAAGACCUCCACAAUACCAAAACAGCUCUCCAGCAACAUAAAUGCAUGUUGGAGGAAAUCAUCAAAGCAUAUAGGACCUCUGAAUUUGACAGGGUUAUGCAUCAGAUUUCUGAAGCACUUGAAAUCCAAAAGGAUGCUUCAGAAAGAACCCAAACCUCUUGGGAUAGGAGCCAUCUCAAGGUAAUGCCAUGUCAAGAUUCAGCCAAGAUGAUGCAGGCCCAUGGUUUGCCAGACCAUAGUAGUGAAGCACUUGUUGCCAUUCAAGAAGACCUUGCCCAACAACUAAAAGAAAAAGCAAAUGUUCUUAAAGAAAUAUCUGUUGCCUUACUAUCCUUGUCCCCUGAGGAAGCCAUACGCGAUUGCCAGAAGCUCCUACAAAUUUCUCAAAGUCUUUCAUAUCAUACGUCCAUGGGAGAUCUUGAGCGCUAUUCAUCAUUGUUAGUUCAAGAUGCAAUUAUCCAGGCUCAGGUUUGUUAUGGGGCUUUCAAAGUUAGACUCGAGUAUGAAAGGGAGCUAAAGUUUUACAAAGAGUCCUUGCAAAACAUGGAUGCUCUGUGUCAAGAACGCGUAAAGACGGUGUCCGCCCUUCGUGAGGAGUACGAAGACUUGCUUCGAAAGCAGCAGAGUGAAUAUGCUGAGAUGAUAGCCAUCAUUGAAAGAGAGAACGUAGACCUUAAGGCAAAAGUCUCUCAGCUGGACAGUCAGCGGAGGCUCUUGGAAGAAGAAGAGCACAAACACAGCAAAAACUUAUGUGAAUUACAAGGCAGGUAUGAGGAGGAGAUGCAAAAUGUGAUUGAGCAGUUGAAUAGGACGGAGGACACUUUGCAGGCAGAGAGAACAGAGGGCCUAAAUCAACUUGAUGCCAUCAUCCGAGAUAAGCAAAACAUGGAGACGUAUCACCUUGAGCAAAUGCAAAUGUUGGAGGAAAAGUUCCAGGCCAAGAUAAAGGAACUGCAAAUCAUCCACAAUAAGGAACUGCAUACUUUGCAGGAGCAUUACAACCAGAACCUGCAGUGCUUACAAGAAACACUAGACAAUUACCAGAGGCAGCACCCAGAAGCCUUGCCUUCUGAAGGGUCUGAAACCAGUGACGGGAAUGAGUGGGCAACAGAUCACCCUGAGGGUGGGAUGCAGGUCUCAGAGAGCGAGUUAAUCUCCAUGCACGGUUUGAGAGAGCGCAUUCAAGAGCUGGAGGCCCAGAUGAAUGCCAUGAGGGACGAACUGGAGAACAAGCACGUGGAGGGGAAUGCUUCAGCACUGAGGGAGAAAUACCAGAAAGACUUUGAGAACCUGAAGGCGACAUGUGAACGUGGGUUUGCGGCCAUGGAAGAGACGCAUCAGAAGAAGAUUGAGGAUCUGCAGAGGCAGCACCAGCGGGAACUGGAGAAACUGCGGGAGGAGAAAGAUCGCCUGCUAGCUGAAGAAACAGCCGCUACCAUCUCGGCCAUCGAAGCCAUGAAGAACGCCCACCGCGAGGAGCUGGAGAGGGAGCUGGAGAAGACCCAGCGCUCCCAGAUCAGCAGCGUCAACUCGGAUAUUGAGGCCCUCAGGAAGCAGUACUUGGAGGAGCUGCAGUCGGUCCAGCGGGAACUGGAAGUCCUUUCGGAGCAGUACUCCCAGAAGUGCUUGGAGAACGCUCAUUUGGCCCAGGCCCUGGAGGCUGAGAGGCAGGCCCUCCGCCAGUGCCAGCGAGAGAACCAGGAGCUCAACGCACACAAUCAGGAGCUGAAUAACCGCCUGGCUGUGGAGAUCACACGGUUACGGACCGGGGAGGGAGGGGGAGAGGCUGAUGGCUCACCUCUCACGCAGGGCAAGGAUGCCUAUGAGUUAGAGGUCCUAUUACGGGUCAAGGAAUCAGAAAUCCAGUACCUGAAGCAGGAGAUCAGCUCCCUCAAGGAUGAGCUGCAGACGGCACUGCGGGAUAAGAAAUACGCCAGUGACAAGUACAAAGACAUCUACACGGAGCUGAGCAUCGUGAAGGCCAAGGCAGACUGCGACAUCAGCAGGUUGAAAGAGCAGCUGAAGGCAGCCACAGAAGCGCUGGGCGAGAAAUCCCCCGAGAAUACCAAUGUGUCGGGAUACGAUAUCAUGAAAUCAAAAAGCAACCCCGACUUCUUGAAGAAAGACAGAUCCAGUGUUAGCCGGCAACUAAGGAAUAUCAGGUCAAAGAGUCUGAAGGAAGGCCUGACCGUGCAAGAACGCUUGAAGCUCUUUGAAUCCAGGGACUUGAAGAAAGACUAGUUCUCCCCCUUCAGCUUGAACACCUCCCAGCUUGCGAUGGCACGGCACGAGCACCGUGUGUUCCUACUUCCUUAUGAUCCUCUGUGCUGUUGUUCGUCUCGAUGCUCCCGAUCGGACUGAGUGCGGCUGGCAGUUCUUCCCGCCCCAGCACCUUGACUCCACGGCUCCUUUCCCCGCAUCGCGAAAUGCUUCAGAGACUCUGCGAGGGAGAGGAGGGGAUGGAGUCCUGCCCCCUUUGGCUCCUUCCUUCACUGUAAACCAUUACACUAAGUGUCAGUAUUAAGGCUCAGCAGCCUAUCGAUAAGCUAGCUCUGUCAUUCCGACUGCUUUGGUUUAGCAAUGGCCUGGCUGGCCUAGGCCAGACCCAGCUCUGCUGCUGUGUGAGUGACCCGCUGCUCAGUCACACACCGUGAGCCAGUCUUCUGAGCUUGCGUUCGUGGCACCUCCGGGGAAAAGCCUGUGGUGAAAACGUCAGGAAAGGCAGGUCUGUUUGUGUCGGAAGCAGCCCCAUCCGUCAGGUGUGUGCUUGGGUCACAACACCAAUAGCCCACUAGCUGCCGGAGAAGAAUGAGGGGAGUCUCCCAACCCAGAGCCCCAGCAGGUCUCGGCCUUGGCUUGUUUUCAGUCUGUUACAGCCAGAGCGUUACAGGUGUUUGUUAAACACAGAUUUCAACCAAAUCCACCCCUAAGGCCCAUCUCCUCUCUUCCUAUCAUGCCCGUGCCCUGAGUAAUGUGCUUCCAGGGACCGAGCUGCAGGGCCUGUCUACCCAAAUCCAGCCCCCUCCAGCCACUCUCCCUUCUUCCCAUCAGCCACUGUGUGUGUGAGCGCUUCCCUGUCCCGUUCUGAGGGGGGGGAUACUGAGCGGAAGACAGAGCCCGCGCUGGCUGCGAACACACACAGCUCAGUCCAAAGGCAGCUCCCUGAUUUCAGCUCCUCUCACCAGCCAACAGCUCCGAUUUUAAUACUCGUAUCUAUGGCUACAUUUUACUUUUGAAAGCUCUGCUCCAAACUAAGAGCCUCAGAACUUGCCUGUUCUCCAGACCAUCCAUAUUGCAGCUUCCCAGGACAUCUUCCUGCCUGCUCCCAGCUCCUGAAUGAGGAUCACUCUUAAAAGUCCAUUUAGCAACACUGCGCAGCAUGAGACCAAUGGAGUGAAGUAAAAAUGAGUGAGGGAAUUGCGGGAACUCAGCAGUGGAGGUGCAGCAUUAAACCAGUGUAGCCUGGCAAAGGGGAGGGGGAAAGAACCUCUCGUCCUGUAGGUCCUCACUCAUCCGUGCAGUGGCCAUGGUGGCUUAUGGCCAUGGUGGCAACAGCAUCCACGUACUUUCUCCCCUGUACGCCGCCCUGCUUCUGUGCCCUGCGCCACCGAUUGACAAGGCAACUCCUGCCUCAACUCUGAGACUAGGGCAGUUUCCAACACAAGCAGUUUCUAACCGAGCUUGGCUAUCUAGUGUGGACAGGUCUAAAUCACAUUGGGCUGUGCCCGUAACUCUGUAGGGAGCCAGGCUACUGCUUCUCUCAAACUGUGUCUAAAUACAGUUCCACGCUAGCUGUGCUUGUUUGGCCAGCUUGGUUAAGGGGCAGUGCCCCUCGCGAGCCUGCCCAGUGCUCUGAUGCCCUCUGCCCCAGGAACGCUCAGUGUAGUCUGGAAGGCUUCGUUUACAAAGUGCCAUUUGGAGCCCCCGUGUGCAGAGUGGCGGCCGUGCCUGACCCUGGCAGCAUGCAGGGCCAGUGGGGGAGUUUCUAGCCUGCUUUGACAGGGGUUGGACAAUCCACCUGACUUUCCUUUGUGACUAUGGAACCACUGGCUAAAGCAGGUUUGAAACUCAUUUCUGGUCUCUCCCAUUGGCCACCCAUGUUGCCACGGUCCCCAAGGAUCACCCGCCUUGCUAAGAUGGCUGCCGCCAGCUUGGGACUUGGUGAUUCUCAGCAGGCUUCUUAGCUCUGCCUUCCUGGUGAGAGGAGCUGCUUGUGUGUCCCGCAGAUACCCAAAAAGCACAUUGAGUUCUCAGCUUAGUUGGUAGCUGGGGGCUGUUUAAGUCCCAUCACCACCCCAACCCUGCCCUCAGAUUUCACCCAGAGCCGCAUUGCUGAAACCCCUCACACUAGUGACUCUACUGGUGAUGCUAAGUAAUGGGUCCCCCCAACCUCCAGUAGCCAUGGUGUGGGCCUGCCUUCCAGCCGAGGAGGCCUAGAUGUCACUCCCUCCCUCAGUGUAUUUUAAUCAGCCGGAGGAGACACUGUUUAGUCAGAGGAGGCAUUCCCUCCCUGCCCCAAAUUCUCACCCGCUCUGCAGGGCCCGAGCUUGUCGCUGCUGUUAGAUUCUGCUCAUUCUGUUCUUGAGAGAUGUCAAAGCUCUCGGCCUGAUUCAGCUUCCGCUUAUCCCUGUAGCUCCAUUGGCUUCAAUGUGGUUCCUCAUUCUCACCACCGUGAGAUCAAAACCAGGCCCAGGAUGAACGCUUGAGGGCCAAACUCUGAUGGAGCUGGGGAUGGGGUGACUUCAGUGGGAGCUACAAGCUGCCAAGGGCAAUGUGGUCUUUGGGCUGAACUCUGGAGCCCCACACGCUGUGAGGGGACAUGUCUCGCAGGCCAUUGGGGAUGUUGGUGCUGUGACACAGGUUGCAUCUGGCUCUAGAUGCUGCCAGGGGAGGGUUUGCUCACCUGCUGUGUUCCCUAUACCGUAUAUGUCUUUCCACAUGCAGCAGAGGUCUUCAGACAUCACCUAAGAGACCCAGCUUGCUCCGGCCUUGACCUUUCCUGGUCUUCUCACAUCAGCAACCACCAGAAGAGAAGAUCCCUUUGUUCUUAUGCUCCAUCCCCACCUGGUUGGGGUGGAGGGUGUCUGCCCUCUGCUAGCUUUCCAACCCUGAAUUCUCCGUUCAGAUGGUGGAGCCUAUGGGACACGGGCAUGGGUAGCAUGAAGUCCUUCAGCGUUGGGAUUUCUCCUCCCUCACCUCAAAACAGUCCACAUGGAAUGUGACAUUUCCAAGGAGGACACACCUCAGCCUGUGCUCCCUUGGAGUCUGGUGAGGGCUUCUGACUGCUAAACCAUCUGAGCAAGGUGUGUUCUGUUCUCCUGUUGGAAAAGCCACUUCUCUGUCUCUUCCUCUGGCCAGCUGGGCUCCGAGCUUCUUGCUACCGAACGAGCUAAUUGCUGCUGCUUUGUUCACUUCUUUUGGUUACGAUCAGUUACCUUAAGGGUGAGAAAUGAAGGUCACACACCUUUUCUCCAUUUAGAGUUGUAUGCCAGGGAGAUGGAGGCUACAGGAUGGUGCUGUAGAUACCCACGGCCUGAUGCCCUUUGUGGUACAGCUUCAUGGCACUGAGCCUCAAAGAGAUCCUGAUAGUGAUGCUCCCAGGGGGUUGAAGCCACCUUUUUUCUGCCGUGCACUUCCCCAGUCCAGCCACUCUUCUCUUGAGGCUCAGUCUCUCUCUGCUUAGACCAGGAACUCUCAGUGAGUUAUUGGGAUCUCUUUUUUUAAACCUCUGCGUCUAUCCAGAUCCUGAUUUCAUAAUGGUAGAGGAGGAAGUGUCUGGUGUAACCACACAGAUGUAGAUACCAUUAGGAUGAUGCUGUGCGGCGCUGGCUUGGAGGAGGGGUUGCAGCAUGCUGAUGGACAGCUUGGUGGCGUUUUUGGCAGAGGUGGAGAAGGAAAACCGUGGUUGAAGUGGGGACUGUCUUUUCCAUCUUUUGACCCAGCUGGUGGACAUGGGUGAGGACAUGGGGAAAGGCACUGUGGUAUGUUUUCGAAGUGGAAGCACUUAGAUAGUAGCUAGUGUAAAGGGAGAGCAGGGAGAGAAGCGUGUAAAGCAGGCCACGUAAUAAGAGGUGGCAUUGAAGAAAUGGCAGAUCCAGCGGGUUGGUCUGAACAGCUUUCUGCUUGUGCUCUAGUCCCAUAAUUAUCCUGUAAAGAUGCAACUUGGGGGACAGGGAGGGCUUGGUCAGGUGAUAUACAGGGUCCCAAGGGCUGAGGCAGAGAAGAAAACUGCUUAGAGGAAGAUAAUCUUUUAUUUGAUGGGUUUCUUAGCCCAUUAUCCUCUCAUGUGCACAUACCCCAAGCAAAAGACUGUAAUUAGGGAAGCUUUGAAUAGCCCAUGUCAGUUUCUUCUCUUGAGAUGUGCAUAGUUCUGUGAAAGUCCUGGGACCUGGCUAUGGUGGAUGAGACACUGGCAGUAACAGAUUUAAGCAAGAUGUUCAAGCUAGCUGGUACUUUGUCUUUAAGGCUGGUAUAUCUUUAUUUCCUACCUUACUGCAAACUCGUCAUCCUGUGACAUCCAUCUUCCUGGGUCAGUGGAUCAGCUCAAAAGGAUUUGCUUCAAGGUGUGCCAGGACUAAUGGAUCAGCAGAAUCUGAACUUGUGGGAAUGGAUCUGUCAGUGAAGGUUUGCAACUGGGGAUCUUCGGAUAAUGCAUCUUGGUCCACUUUUCUGGACCUACAUACUGCCCUUAAAAGCUAACUAGACGAGCAGUUUCACUGGGAUGAAAUGGAGCCACAGAUACCAGCUGUAGCCAAAACAAAAAUCCAGUGUUACAAGAAAUGAGCUCCUCUGGAGAGGACAUAAACACCGUGUAUGGAGGGGUGAUUGGGACCACCCUUUGGUGUAUAUUUUUAAAGCUUCUAAGAACCUCUAACAGGCCAAAUAAGUGUGUGUUUUGCUGAACUUGUUCUAAAAUAUUUAACACCUAAACAAAGGGUCUCGUACAAACAUUUGUUAUAUACUGUCCCUUGUAAGAGCAGGUGCGUUCUGAAGCAGACACAUCUCCAAAGAGGGACUUAAGCUUUGUUUUUAAUGUUUUUCUGCUGUGCACGGGGUAUGCUCUCUAAAGUCAGUUGUUCAAGGGGGCAGAAGAGCAGCUGGCUCUGUGCCCAUCUGUGCAGCUUCUCCAUCCCAUCUGCCUGCUGCGCUCCCAACUGGAAUAAACACUGCAAUAACUGAUACUUCCAGAGGUCAAGAACAAAAAAGCUGUAGUGCAAGCACGCACUUCUGUUCUCUGAUGUGCUGGCGGAGGCCUCAUUGCCGUUUUCUCCCUGUAGUUUUGAUGGGCACCUACCUGAGCUGGGAGGAGCCCUCAUCAAAGUAUUAGGCAGCGUGUUCACCUCCACUCCACCCCCAGUAAACACAGAAAUCUACCACAGGUUAAAAAAAAAAAUUGCGGAAGUCUUAGCUGAGUGCAAGGUUCUGUGUUUCACCCCAGUUCUGCCUUCUGCGUCAGGCUUCAUCUUUCUCCAUGAGGCUAGAAAUCAGUGUUUCUCAGAUUGAACCAGGGGGGCAUAACAAGAGAACCCCCCUUCAACCCCUUUGCCCAAGACACUUUCUGAUUCCAUCUGCAUCUUCGUGUGUGUGUGAGACAGCAGAGGAUUUUCCAAUUCACUUUUCCUCUGGCUGUGUUCCAGGCACCCUCCAUACACGACAGGGCAAAUUGGCAUGGUAGCUGUCUCACUUGCAGUGCUCCUCAAGGGCACCGUAUAUACAGUGUGUGAAUACAUAUAUAUAUUGCAAGCAGCUGCAUUUUAUACAGUCCUACACUAUGAAAAGUACGAGAAUGGGAGGUCUAAUAAAACCAAGUUCAAAGUAGCCGUAGAAACAUACAAACUUUCUAAUUGCUUCCAAAGUUUUGUCUGUUGUGGAGUAUUUUUCAGCCAUUUUUUUUCCUUCUGGAAACAAUUAGAUUUAAGUCCUUUUUAACUGUGAUUUCCCUUCCCCCCCCCCCCUUAUCCAUCAAGAGGGAGCAAUUUUUUUUUCCAUUUGCUUCAAAAGCAGAAUUUGUGCUGAUGUGCAAAACACAACAAGGCUAUUUUUCUGUAACCGGUUGAAUGGAGUGCAUUUAAGCAGUCCUAAGCGUUGUAAAAUGUGUCACUUUUGUAAUGACUAUAUACAUGAUUGAAAUUCCACUAGACCUUUGCAUUUUUGUGGUUCAUACACCGUGCUUAGUUUGUUGUGAACACUUAAGCACAUGCACGCUCAGUGUAGCUUGCCUUUACUUUGUAAUUUUUUCCAUUUUUUUUAAAAAGCUUUGUUAUUCUCUUUAAAAUAAUUUAAAACCUGUAUAGUAUUCAAAGCACGCAAUGUAAAUAUUUAUUACUCAGAAGUUAGCGGAGGGUUUUUGUGUGUGUGUGACUAAGUUCUGUUUUUUGGGUUUUUUUUAAUCUUGUUCUAAUACAGAUGUCCCUUUGGGGACUGGAAGAGAUUUGAGUGUAAGAUGCUGAACCUAUCCUGUGUCCUCUUAGAAUGUUUUUUUUGAUGACUGUUAUAAAUAUCUUUUAAAAUUCUCUGACCUGUACCUUUCGCUUUGAAGAUACCUGUCCAAAGAAUGUGUCCAGUCUGAGAACUGUUAAUCCUAAAGCGCUAUAAAUUGUUUUUCCAUUGAAGUCAGUAAUCUUGUAUUUGAUAGUGGCAUUAACACCCUGUGAAUGUGCAAAAUUGCUAUCUAUAUAUAGAAGUAGUAACUACUGUGUGACUAGAGCAUACACAGAUAUCCUUGCACGGUAACUUAGGACUGUUGCAGUGAGUGAACUAAGGUUCCAGAAUCUUAGGUCUAGUGUAUAAUUGUCUAACUCACUUAUGCAUCAGCAUUGAAGCUACUCUGUGAGGCUACAUGGAAUUUACAAGGGAACUAUCUCCUAGCUGUGCAGUUACAUAUUGUACAACAGCAUGGACGUUUACUGUAACUUACAAUGAUAUGUAAGUAACUGUUUAAAAUAUAACUUUCAAUACAUCGUA